Dibothriocephalus latus is the source of this 423-nucleotide messenger RNA. The record is from the annotation of a GenBank genome assembly. NCBI's taxonomy places the organism in Eukaryota, Metazoa, Platyhelminthes, Cestoda, Diphyllobothriidea, Diphyllobothriidae.
AUGGUUCCGGACUCCAUGCUGGUGAACGUCAGCCAAACUGAAGGGCGUGAUAUGACCGUGACCUUGAAGACGACUUUGAGCCCCGAGCAGAAACAAAGAACACAUGACCUGGAGGGUGUGCUGUCGUCUGCAAUGCAAGCGGCUAAGUUGGACGAGAGCCCGCCGUUACAGAGUCGUCCGCAAUCAGGUGAUCUGUUAUCCGACAAGCGGGAUGAGAAGACUGCCUCCCGUACAGCAGAACGCGCUGAUCUCUCUACCCCUUUGACGGAGGUGACAGCCUUGAACUUUGAGGUUUCUGAGACCUCGCAUAGGACAGGUGAAGACUCCAGCUGUUCUGUGGUAUCACAUGAAACGGAACUGGAGCCUGGUGAUGAGGUUGACUACGAGGAGGACUUUUUUGAAGAGGAUAAGAAUAGAAGGUGA